GAAAGAAAAUCAUUAAAUUAGCAGAAUCUAAACACCAAGAGAUAAUUAAAUCAGAAAAAAAUCUUUCAGGAGUAAAGAAUUAUAAACACCAUGUAGAUGCAUUCUAUACAAGCCACCCACUUAGUAAAUUAAUUGAGCAGGCUAAUAACAAAUUGGCUAUUAUAUUAAUGGGUAGUGCUGAUGAUGAUUCAUCAAAUAAAAAAAUUCAACCAAAUACUUUAAUUGAAUAUAAUUUUGACAAUGAUGCUUCAGUAUUUAUGCCAAUGCAUAUGAAAUGA
Molecule: messenger RNA, 278 nt
Organism: Entrophospora candida
Lineage: Eukaryota; Fungi; Glomeromycota; Glomeromycetes; Entrophosporales; Entrophosporaceae
Source: the annotation of a GenBank genome assembly